Fundulus heteroclitus (mummichog) is the source of this 2948-nucleotide messenger RNA. RefSeq names its product serine/threonine-protein kinase tousled-like 2. Bases 564 to 2651 code for a protein of 695 amino acids. Lineage: Eukaryota; Metazoa; Chordata; Actinopteri; Cyprinodontiformes; Fundulidae. Gene Ontology annotation, biological process: chromosome segregation; intracellular signal transduction; peptidyl-serine phosphorylation. Gene Ontology annotation, molecular function: ATP binding; protein serine/threonine kinase activity. The record is from RefSeq and is a predicted model, not a curated record. The transcript is spliced from 21 exons. Gene Ontology annotation, cellular component: nucleus.
GUGCAUUGUACAUGGGGGGUGGAGGUUACACCAAGUCAGCACUCCGCUUGUUGGGAAACAUCAGUGUCAGUUUCCCCUGGAGCUCCUGUGCGGCCUCGGUCGCAGAGAAGGUUGUGAUCUUUUGUCAUUAGGAGGAAAGGAUGGAUUUAUACACGCCGACUGCAUCCGCUUUACAUGCUCGAUGAUGCCAAAAGAUUAGAUCAAGGGAGGCAGAGAUGUGACAACACUUGUUUCGGGUGGGGGAUUCAGACUGACAGCUCCUGGCCUGUCCGCGCAGGUGCACCUAAACUCCGAGCAGGAAAACCCCGAGGAUCGCGGCCUUCCGUCCUGAUGACACCGGCAGGAGCGAGCCGCGCCGCUUUGUUUAGCUAGCAUUGGCUAAGCUAACAAACGUCUCCCUAAAAUCGACUUAAUUUUAAAUGGAUGUCUCAGUUCGGGCAGAGUCAUUUCGGUUGAUUGGACCGAGGGGCUGUUGAUGAGUUUGCUGACUCCGAGAUGGACGGACGACAUCUCUUAUAGGACCGUGUCUGGCUGCGAAAACUGCUAAAGGUUUUCCAGGCACGAUGGAAGGACUCCAUAGCCAGAGUCUUAGCUUGGACCCACGGCGACAGGAACUUCUCGAGGCUCGAUUCACUGGAGUAGGUGUUGCCAAGACCGCCGCCAACAGCGAAUCCUCCAACCAGUCGCAGGGCAGCGUUGGGUCUCUGAGCGACAAGGAACCGGAGGCUGUGGAGAAAAAGGUAAACGGGAGAAGCAAGAAGAGAAAAGGCGACAUCUUGGACGGCAGCAGCCAAGGAAAGGGAAAGGGGCAAAAGCUAAAUGAUUAUUUUGAGUUUGCCGGUAGCAGCGGUUCUGGCACCAGUCCUGCACGAGGCGUCCAUUUGCUGCUGCGCUCCUCUUCGCAGUGUUCUCUGUCUUAUCCUCCGAACGGCAGCCCUUCAUCCAUAGGCUCCACCCACACCGACUCCUCUUCCUGCAGCUCCUUUAAGACGGCGCUUACAGCUUCCUGUUCACAUAAAGCAAUCCAGUCAGAUCUGACGCUGCUGAAACUAAAAGCAAUAGAGAAGGUCAAGAACUCCGACCUGGAGAGGACAGAAGGCAGGAUAGGCGACCUGGUGAGGUCUAACUGUGACUUGAGGCGGCAGGUCGAUGAGCAACAGAAGAUGCUUGAGCGCUACAAGGAGCGGCUGAACAAAUGUGUGAAGAUAAGCCAUCAGCUGCUGAUUGAGCAGUCAAAGAGGGAGAAGAUGGCCUGCAGGGACAAGAGCAUGCAGGACCGCCUGCGUUUGGGUCACUUCACCACCGUGCGCCACGGAGCAUCCUUCACGGAGCAAUGGACCGAUGGAUACGCCUUCCAGAAACUCAUCAAGCAGCAGGAGCAAAUCAACUCGCAGCGGGAGGACAUCGAAAGGCAGAGGAAGCUGCUGGGAAAGAGGAAACCUCCAAGCAUCCAGAUGCCUCCGCCCAGCAUGGAGCCGAACAAGAGAAAGAGCAGAAACAACGGCCAGGAGAACGAAACGUUGUCGCUGGCUGCGUACCGGGAACAAGAGGAGAUUUACAAACUUCGAAUAGGCCGUUUAAAAAAGGAGGAAGCAGAGAUCCAGACGGAGCUGGAACAGCUGGAGAGGGUUAGAAAUUUGCACAUUCGGGAGAUCAAGAGAAUCCACAAUGAGGACAACUCGCAAUUUAGAGACCACCCCACAUUGAAUGAGCGAUACCUGCUUCUACAUUUACUGGGAAGAGGUGGCUUCAGCGAAGUUUUCAAGGCCUUUGAUUUAACAGAACAGAGAUAUGUAGCCAUCAAAAUCCAUCAGCUCAACAAGAACUGGAGAGAGGAGAAGAAGCAAAACUACCACAGACACGCCUGUAGAGAGUACAGGAUCCACAAAGAGCUCGACCAUCCCAGAAUAGUCAAACUCUAUGACUAUUUCUCAAUCGACAGGGACUCCUUCUGCACGGUGCUGGAGUACUGCGGAGGCAACGAUCUGGAUUUCUACCUGAAGCAGAACAAGUCGAUGACAGAGAAGGAGGGACGCUCCAUCAUCAUGCAGCUCGUCAACGCCCUCAAGUAUCUCAACCAGAUCCGGCCGCCCAUCAUCCACUACGACCUCAAGCCCGGGAACAUACUGCUGGUUAACGGCACGGCGUGUGGCGAGAUAAAGAUCACCGACUUCGGCCUGUCUAAGAUCUUGGAUGACGACAGCUCCGCAGAUGGCGUGGAGCUGACGUCACAAGGAGCAGGAACCUACUGGUAUCUACCACCUGAGUGCUUCGUAGUGGGGAAAGACCCGCCCAAAAUCUCCAAUAAGGUGGACGUUUGGUCAGUAGGGGUCAUCUUCUACCAGAUUCUAUAUGGGCGCAAGCCGUUUGGUCACAACCAGUCCCAGCAGGAUAUCCUCCAAGAGAACACGAUUCUCAAAGCUACUGAAGUGCAAUUCCCCCCAAAACCCGUCGUCACUACAGAGGCAAAGGCCUUUAUCCGCCGUUGUUUGGCUUACCAUAAGGAGGACCGCGUGGACGUGCUGCAGCUGGCCAGCGACCCCUUCCUCAUGCCCAACAUCCGUAAAGCCCUGAGCGGUAACACGACGUCGGCGCUGCCCAGUCCCUCCACCUCCAGCUGCUACAGCAGCAGUGCCUCCAACUCCAGUUAGCAUGAAGGAAGGCAGCGGCGUGGAGACCCUUACACACUUCUGGGUGUGUAGCGCAGGAAAGAGGGGAUCCCAAAAGCAUGAAUGGAGCUGGGAUGGCGGAUGACGCGACGUGGUUUUAAAAAAAAAAAAAAAAAAAAAAGUGAUCCCACCACUGUUAUCCAGACGGUCUGAAUUGCAGGGCCAAGCCUCGAGCUGUGGGCUCAAGAGAACCCAAAGAUUUGCAGAUAUGCAUGCACUAACAUAAACCUCGGCUUACUCAAAGGGACUUUCUUCAUGCUUAAAACAAAGAGCGUUUGG